Messenger RNA from Trypanosoma theileri, 12411 nucleotides. RefSeq lists its product as uncharacterized. The transcript has a single exon. The record is from RefSeq and is a predicted model, not a curated record. Gene Ontology annotation, cellular component: cytoplasm. The coding region runs from base 1 to 12411 and encodes 4136 amino acids. Lineage: Eukaryota; Euglenozoa; Kinetoplastea; Trypanosomatida; Trypanosomatidae. Gene Ontology annotation, molecular function: ubiquitin-protein transferase activity; protein binding.
AUGCAAGUCGCAUCUGAGAGAGAGUCGUUGAAUGUUCCUCUUCGCUCUGCUACGGCGACAACAACAGUGUCUUUGUUGUCUAGCGAGGCGCAUGUAAAUAAUAAUGAUGCCUUGUUACUGCAGUCAACGACGUAUGAGCCAAAGUAUAUACAGCCUGCACCACUGCUAAAGGGAUCUAUGUAUAUACAGAACCCAAGCGAACUGUCCCGAAAAAAUGACGAUGUGGAAAUAAAUAAACUAACCCUUCCUCAACUUUACAGCAAUGUCUAUCUUGACUAUAUGCAUAAAAAACAACGUCGUUUGGAACUUGAAUUACCAGUUCUUCCAGGCCUUCCGGAUUUUGACGGUGAUACCCCAACCGAUCCUGAAAGCGUGAUGCAGUACGUUAAGGGACUCUCAGCUGUCUACAUGAGCGAACCGAGCGAUCCUUCACCUUUUCAACUUUACGAGUCUCUUAUAUCUGAUUUCAUGGAAAAUACUCCUCUUACUACAACUCCAUUUGGUCUUGAAAAUAAGGAGAAUUCUUUGAAUGGAGAUUAUUCACCUUCCUUAAAUUCUAUUGAUGCGAAUAUGCAAGGAGUGGCUUCAAUCCCACGAUUUCAAUCUUUUACUCCUGCAACAGAGGUUGUCGCUUUAACUCUUUCUAUGUGGCUUUCAAAUAUUAAACAGUUAAAAGAUGUCGCUGUUGCCAUGGAAAAGAUUCAACAAUUUCCAACUGCUACCCGAGCGUUGACUUCAUCUGUUGUGAAAUGCGCACUUGAAACCUGUCGUGAUUUGGUUAAGGGAGAUGAAUGCUCACAGGGACGUAAGAGUGAAGUCUGUAGUUUAGUUGGACUUGUUGUUCUUCCCAGAAGUGAAAUUCAUGAAAUAUUGGAGUACGUUGGUGUAUUAGAGGAAUACAGUUCUAGUAGUACCUCUAGCAUCGUACCUUGUGUUUUACCCCAACAUGAGGAAUUAUUACGGAGUUUCACCUUAAUUUCACCCAGACAGUGUGUGAUGUCAUCUCCUGUAGAUGCCCACCAUGGUGAUAUGACCAGACUUCCCCUCAUGUUGUCUGAAGGAACGAGUGUUAGUUGUUUUUGUGUUUCCCCAUGUGGUCGUUAUUUGGCAGUGGCAACUGUUUCAGGAAUGUUAAUGUUUGAGGCGAGUAGUGGAAAACUACUAAAUCAGUCUUCAGACGCUGAUCUUGCUCGUUCCUUGUGGAUUAUUCAGUUUUCCUCAGACUCUUCUAGUCUAAUUUUGACGACAAAGUCAGGAUUACGUCAUGUGGUGUUAAGUACGACCCUGGAAUACCUCAGUGAACAGCACACGGAUUAUCCGGCCAUUCCAACUCGGAUUACAGGAGAAGUCAUUGACUUUCUUUACUCUCCACGAUUACCGAGUGGACGUAAAAGUUCUUUGUUUCUCGCAUCAUCUGGAAAAAUGAUAUUGGAAAAACUUGGUUCUGCUGCAGAAAAAUCUGUUGAAUCUUUCGUUGUUUGUACUCAUAUUCAUGAUGAUUUUGUGGGAAAUAUUGCCGUUCUGGAAACUUUGGAGGAUUCUUUUACUAUUCGUCUAGAGGGAGGAAUUAUUACACUUUCACAAGGAGCUUAUAGUUGUUUUGGCAUGCUUUCCAAUAAUACCCCUUGGCACUUUGUUUACUGUAAGUGGAGCAGAGGUACGUGGACGCUGGGAGUUGAUAAUGAUCUUGUGGAAUUAAGAGGUGCCCGUACGACUCAAUCUAAAACAGCCAAAUUCACUGGAUCAACGUUAUUAGAUGGUACGGGUCAUGUGGCUUCACUUGUGGCCUGGUGUGGAGAUGCGCAUGAUGGACGAUCAAUCAGACGAUUUUCAGUUGAACGGGUGUUGGAGGCCUCAACAAAACCAUUUUUUUACCUUCCCUUAGAUGAGGGUGAGGGAUUGUGGGUGAAGGAAUUGGCCACCAUGCGGGCACUUACUAUACCAGAACAGCAUUUUGUUUGGGAUGAUACUACAUGUUGUCCUUUUACAUCAACAGAGGUAAUAGAUCACAGUGUUCGUCUUCCACAACAAAUAUUAUUAUCUGCUGAAAUCUUAAUAAGCGAUUAUCAAGUUUUAAUAACAUUUCCAUCUACUCAUAAAGGUGGUGAUGGGAUAGUUGCGGUUGUUCAACAAGGAGGGAAAUCUAUUAACCGGGUAUACCGUUGUCCUGGAAGUUAUUCACAAACACUUUAUUCUCUCUCACGUGAUGAAUCAUUACUUUACGCUUUUCAACAACGAUUUUCUACCUUUUCGGUGACUGAAAUUUCUACAGCGGCGAAGAGAGAACAGAGAUUGAAAGAAAGUGGUAUUCUUCUUAAAGAUACGGUAGAAGGAACACCAGAAUGGAUAUCUAAUGAAAUUCUUAAACGUAUCUACGUUGAUGGACUUGAUCUUCUUCGAAUUCCUCCAGAAAUGAGUCCACUUAGUAUUGAAAAUCUUCUUCAUUUAUCUACUAUAUUACGUACAGUUCGUCAAAAUACGAGUCCUCUCAAACUUGUUGCAGUGAUGUCCUUGGCUAUGGUACAUUUUGAACGUCUUGCUUCAGAAGAUAGUAAUUCCCUUUCAAAUGUUGCUGCAUCCCUUAAUCACUCUUGUAAACAGAUCAUAGAGUGGUUUCCGGAAAGUUUUGUUCGUGAUGUUGCAGAGUCUCUCGUUCGAGCAGGAGCUAGUCAAUCACUUACAUUACAUGAUAAGGUAAAUAUUCUUAUGGAUGCUGAUAAUCCUAAAACGACAGAUAUACUGGAUAGUUGUAUGAGUAAGGAAUCUCUAUAUAGUAUUCUAUCCUUUAUAAUAAAUGAUAACCCAUCUAAAGUACUAUCUAUUGCAAGUGGUUUACUAAAACGUUGUAAACAAGAAGAAGAAGGUAUAUCUUCUGGAAGAGUAAUAGUUCAUCUUAUGUUAUGGUUUUCAUUAUUUUCAGUUCAGUUUCUAUACAAACGUGGGGAUAACGCUAUUAUUUCAAGUCUAUUAGAUCUUUAUCUUCAACAUGCGAAACAACUUUUACUUAAGCGUUCAUGGGAUGAUAGUAUGCAGCAAACUGUAGUUCAUACAGGACUUUUACCUUUACUUAUAGCUAUUGCUGAAUUAUGCCCUGAUACGGUAACACCAAAUAUUGAAGCUACAUUACUUUCAUUACUUGAUACAACUCCAAAAGAAAGUAUAGGUAAUCCCUUUUCUGUGGUAUUUGAAACGAAACAGGCAUGUGAUGUCGUACCUGGUUCAGAUGAUGGUCCAUUUAAAUUAUUGUUAGAUUACAAAAGAGCCACAUCUGUAGCUAUUACAAAGGAAGUUUCCUCUUCAGAGGUGACAGUUAUCACAUCUGAUUCUUCAUCUAUAAAACCUACAAAGUUAAUAUUAAAUAAUGAAGUACCUUUUGUAAAGGUAAAUGGAUCCACUUUAAUUCUAUUUGGUACCGGAGAAAAUUCGUUUACUAUUGUCUGUAGUUAUGAUCUUUCUGUUGGUACACCAUGGAGUUCAAUUUUGCGUGAUGGUGUAUGUAAUCUACUCUUAUCUGUGGCAAAUCAUUUAACUGAAAAACCAAAACCAUGUGAUGUUUUUCUAGCCCCACUACUUCGACAUGGACUUGAUACGAGAACUCUUGCAUCGCAUGGAUUAGACGUUCCUGGGAGAGUAAAUGAAUCAAGAUUUGCUGUUGAUAUUCUUAAUGACGUUGGAGAUGGAAAAAGGUUUGUUGAUGAUGUUUGGAAAAAUAUGCGAGGAAGUGUAACACCUUCUAUGCGACCAUCCUUUCGUGCACUUUUGUCUCUCCUCAUUCAUAGUGGUUUAACUCCACAACAGGCCGAAGAUGAAUUAAAACUUCGAUGGUUCAGUGGAGAGUGGGGAAGUCGACUACAAGGUGUUGGAAAAGACUCUGCUCGUCAGUUAUUGGUGGAUCUUGCCAAAUGGAUUGCCUCUUCUGUUUUCUAUCAGCGGGAUAAUACGCCGCUGUACGCACGGCGGGCCUCCACUGGGCGGAGGUCUACAGUGGAGAGUCCAAUGGCCGCCUCACGGUCGGUGUCGGACCCGCGACUCUCCACAAACUCAAGGAGAAGUACCGUGAGAGGUGUCAUGCAGAAUCAAGACACGUUAGAUCAGGUGCGGGCGUUAUUUACAAAAGGUAUUACACCUGGAAUGUUGGAAAGUAUAUUGGUGGAACGAACCUCUGCAGCGCUUAGUACUAUUCGUGGUCUACAAUUACUUUCUUCACUCUUGACAAGACUACAAAAGAAUGAAGCGAAAACGCUACAAGAAAUUCUUCAUGUACUUUGGUUGUUUUGUGGAGAAGGAAGUGGAAAACAUAUGAUUGAAAGUCUUGUGGGAUCCGGUGUGGAUUUAGAGAUGCGUGUUCGUGUUUCAUUCCAUACGGUUUUGGAAGAAUGUGAAUCUCUUUUAAUGAGUAAAUGUGGAAAGGAAGUAUCUCCUCAAGCUAUAUUGACAUACCCUGCACAUAAUGGAUCAUCUACAAUUAUGCUUCUAGCUAUUAUGUGUCAUCCAUGGGAUGCGGUGGAUUGUGAUAUUUUUAAAAGUACUCGUAGUGAAGAUGAUAUGGCGAGUAUUCUUGCUUAUCUGGAAGAUCAAACAAAUAUACCAGCGUAUAAUUUACCAUUAACAAGUCCCUGGCGUCUUCGGCGUGAUCAAAGCAGUUCAACAAGUAUGUCUAAUGAACGAAAUGCUUGGAAUGAAUUAAUUGGUGUGGCUGAACAUACUUCUAUUAAUUGUAUUCUUCCAAGUAGCUUUUCUGUUACUAUUCCAAAUUUACAGUUAUCAGAAUUAGAUGAAGGUAUUGCAUUUGAAAAGACGAUAUCAGGUCCUUUAAUUCUUCGUGCAGAUGAGGCAUGGCCAAUGCCUCCUCUCAUGACAUGUUUCAGUGGUGUUCCUCGUGUAUUUUAUUAUGAAGUGACGUUAACAUCUCCAUGUUAUCGUUUUGCGAUUUGUUUGGCUCAAUGCCGAAAUGCUUCUGAUCGUGGAAUUGAUGUGGUUUACUUUUAUGAAAAUUCCGGAACAACACACGAUGUUUUGUGUCCCCCUUUUGAUGAAGGGGAUACGGUUGGUUGUGGUGUUGUCGCUACAACAAGACGUUUGUUUUUUACAUUAAAUGGUGUCUUUAUUUCUUUUAUGGGCACUAUACAUGAAAAAACAGAGUCAUUAUUUCCAACCAUUCGUAUUAAUAAUAAAGAUCGUGCAAGUUUUACUGUUAACUUUGGAAAAAAUGCAUUUUUCUAUGAUUUUCGAAGACUUCAUCCAGCAUUAUGUAUUACGAAUGGUCCAACAUGGUAUGCUGUUACUUCUACUGCAGAGAUUACAUUACAUUACAUUACAGCUCGUGCCUGUUCUAUGCAAGAAUCUUGUAAAUCUUCAGCAAAGUUAUUUCUUAUUAAAUGUUGUGAAGUGGUUUGCCGUAAUGUGAAUAAAGUAACCUCCUCUAUUAUGAAUGUUGGAGUAGGAAAGACAGAUACUCCUGAAAGUCGAAUUCAGCAAGCAGUAGUACUUUCAGUUGCAGAGUCUUCUAUUUUAAAUUUUAUUGCUACUUUACGUCAUAUUAUGAGGAUAGCCAAUUGUUAUCCUCUUCCUGAAGUGAUUGGAGAAAUGGUAUUUGAUGCCGUUACGGUACUUAUGAUGUUACCAGUACAUUCUAUUCAAAUGUCUACUAUAAGUUUUCUCCCAGAACUUCUACCUCAUAUUCAACGUGUACGGGACUCUAGUGCCUCUGCCAAUCUUGUGAAGACUCUCUUUGAACACGCAAAGGUGCCAAUGGAUACACGGGCUCGAAUUCCUUUUCUCCCGUGUUGGCGGCAGUGUGAUCCGCGAUGUAUGUCGAUUACACACAUGCACGUGGCCUCUAUGCAGCCAGAGGCGCAGCGGAGUAUUGUUCUCGGUAAUGUGCUUCCACGAACAGGUAAGGUAUCAUUUGUGGUACGUGUAUUUCGUAAAGGCAUGUCAAAAGGUCAUUCCUUAAAAGGUGGUUAUUACAUUGGAAUAUCCGUUAUUAAUCUCGCUCCCCUUUCACCUGCAAGUAAUUCACAAAGUUGGAAAGCUGUUAAACCACCUAUUGUAUGGGCUCUUCAUGAUGUUUCUCCUCAAUUACCACAUGCAACAAAUCCAACGGUUAAACCAAAUAAUUUUCAUCGAACUUUUGGAAGUGGUGAUGCUGUUCGUGUUUCUAUUGACUGUGAUAAGCAAACGGUAAGUUUUUAUCGAGAUGAAGAAUUUCUAAAAACACUAUUUACAGAUAUUCCAUUAAAUGUCGAUUUGGUUCCAUUUGUACAACUCUAUAAUGAUGAUGCUUCCGUUUCUAUUAGUACUGGAGAAAUGACAGCACCGAUUUCAUCCGCCACUCUUCUGGGUGCUGCUUCUGUUGAUGUAUUAAGAUGCAUGUUAACAUUAGAACCCUUUGAACGACUUGUAGCCGAUGGACUUUGUGAAGAACUUGAUAGUUCGGCUUUCCCUAAUGUAACCUUAACUUUAUUUAAAAGUAUUCCAGAUCCACGUAUAUUACAACUAUGUUGUCGUACAAGUGAAAAAAUAUUGGUAGCCGUUCGUCGUUUAACACAAUGGCGAGUAAAGUUUUCUGUUGGUAAUAUGGGAUAUUAUGAACAAAUUAAUAAUCUUCGUACAGCUUCCUUCUUGACUAUGGAUGGUUCAUUUGAUGUAAGUGAUUCAACGGCAUCACUCGUAGGAGUAGAACGUUGUAUAGAAAGUUUAGUAAAAGCUCUUUGUCGUUUGGUUAUUCCCCUCAUUACUACUCAGGCAUUAUGUUUAAUUGAGAUUCAACAACGCAAUCUCAUUAUUGAAGAAGAAAAAGAUCAAUGGGAUUAUUUAUUUCAUGGGGCUCGUGUAAAUCAAUAUUUAAAUAUUCAGCGACUCUCACAGAGUGUUCCAUUACUGGAGUCUCCACGUAUUCCACACGAUUAUACCUUUUCUGCCGCCUUAUCACAUCCUGGAUUUCACUUUUCUCCUCGUUUUUGUGGUCGUUUAGCCACUGUGCCAAGUGGGGUUGAAAACACUACCACACCGUUUAUUGCCAUUGCUGAACCCGCCGUUCCACUCACGGGACAUUUCAGUCUGCGGUGUCAAUUGAUGCGUGGCCACACUGGACAGAUCUUGGGAGGAGGAUAUUACUUUGGUUUGUGCACAACAUCCUUUGAUUGGAAGCGACGGGAUCUUAAUGUUGGCAAUCCAGAAGUGUGGGCUAUUCACGAUAUGGACGAUGCCCCGUGGCGAUUGCGGCACUUAUAUCCCGGUACGCGAUUCCAGAUUGCGGCGGAUCCCGGUUGUAUUAUUGUGAGUGGGGAUGUUGUGCGUAUUGAGGUGGAUCGUGAUAAGGGCACUAUGCAUGCCUACCGCACAGGUAUAAAUCAAGAGGAAGUUUUAUUGGGUCUUAUUUUUGAUAAUGUACCAAAGGGAGUGGAAUUAUUUCCGUUUGUGCAUUUAUAUAAUACAGAUGCUGUCGCCGUACUUUUACCAUCAGAUAGUGAACGACCAGCAAUACGAACAACAGUUCCCCAACCACAUUUUGCUCUUUGUGUUUCAAAUGAAAAGAGAAAUUGUGAUGGUUGUGUCGCACCUCACCCGGAUGUUCGUUUAACUUCUCAAAUUUGGUACAAGUGUAAUGAGUGUGUUGAUUACAGCUUAUGUAAAUGGUGUUUUGCAUUAUGUCUUCACUCUCAUCAUUCUUUUACUGAAAUGGGAGGAAAUCCACUUGUACACGAUAGUGCACCUCCUACAAAAGUAGUAGUGGGAAUGAAUGUUAUGAUUCCUGGAACUACUGGAUUGUAUCUAAAAAGUUGGGGAUGUCGUGUACUUGAAAAGCAUAUGAAUUGUAUUGUAGAAUCUAAGGAGAAUAAUGCUUUGGUGUUAUGGGGUGUUGUAUAUAAAAAAACGGCUACCUUUACAGUGACAAUAGAUACACUUAAUGGGGAACCACUUUACUUGGAUACUCCAAUGUUUAUUGGUAUUGGAGAGGCAGAGGAAAUAGUAUCCUUAUCUGCAGAUGUACUUCGAAAUCGGUGUAUAUCAGGAUCUUCUAAUAUUGUUUCUCUCUGUAGUGAUUCAUCCAUGUGUCGUAAGUUAAACUAUCCGAGUCGAUCACCGUGUGGCUUUGAACGUGGUUCCACUAUCUCUAUUGAAGUUAAUGUUGCGUUGGGAGUAGCAACAAUUCGUCGAGAUUGGUUAAAACUUGGUACACAGUCUUUUCCCGUAUCUCCAGCAUCUAAACCUGCCAAUUUGGUUGGAUUUGUUUUAUUUGGUCGCAAAAACGUUACGGUUUCUAUUUUCCCUGAAGAAAAUCAAACCUUCUCUGCAGUUGUGGAGGAUGUUCGCAAUGGUCUUCUGCGUGUGGAGCAUGAAGGACAGGUGCGAUAUCUCCGACCAGAACACUGCCGAGUCCCACUGGCGCCUUGUCAAGAUGUCCCGAAGGUAAAUGCACUGGGUUACAUCUUCUGGAAGAAGGAACUCGCGCAGUGUAAAGUUGUUGGUGUGGAAAAGGAUGAAGUGACGUUGUACUUUGCGGGAGAAAAUCUAAUCCAGCGCAUACCAUACUCACGGUUUCUAACAGAUGCCUGGGGAUCUAUUGCAGAAGAAAGACUUCUUCAUCGUGAGGUUGGUGAGGUUGGUGCCACCAUAACAGAUGGCUUUAUUAUAUCUAGAUUAUUACUUAUUUUAUCUUGUUUAUGUGAAAGUGAAAGCCUUUCACCUCUUGUAUUAUCACAUUGUCCGGCGUUAUUGAGUGUUCUUAGCCGAUUGGCUGCGGUUGAAAUAAGUAAUGAUGCCCCAACGGAAUUUAUUCAAGAAGUUCGUACAGCAGUGGCUAUAACUUGUAAUUGUCUUCGUGUAAUGGCAAGAAAUAAACAUCUUCCAGGAUAUAUUCCUUCAUCUGUUAUGGAGACUCAUCGAUAUAAACCAAUACCAAAUAUGCUUAUGUGUGCUGUUGAAGGACCAUGUAAAGGUAAAAUAUAUAAUGUUAUUGAAGUAGAUACCAAUAACUCCUUUAAAGGUGUAGAAAUCCACAGUACAACUUCAUCCAAUACAAAAGAACUUCUUAAUGCAGCGGAUUGUAUACCGGUAAAACAAUGUGAUGGAAAACCAUGGUGGACAUUAGAUAAUGGAUUACCAUGUAGUUUACUUGAGCAUACAUUACGUGUUACACAAUCCGGAGAGGGUUCUUUAAAUGUAACUAUGGAGGGUGAAUGGCAGGGUGAGAUAACAAUACCAAGAAGAGGAAGUGGAUCGAUUUUACUUCAACUCAAAAAAGAUUGUUCAGGAUUGGCUAAUGUUGUAUUUUCUUCACAAACAACAGAGUGUGUUGUUUUUGGAGAAUAUAUGCGGUAUUGUAGAACUGUAAGGCUUUGUCUUUAUCGUGCUACAGGAUCCACAAAGUCUCAUGGUUUUCACUUUGAUGGUAAACAAAAGGAUUCUUCCUUUGAGAGUGCUGUGUCAAAACUUGAGACGAUAUUAUCAGAGAAUGGAGAAAACAGUCUUAUUAUCGUUAUGGAUGGUGUUAUGGAUGGUGAGGGACAACGCGUUUUUGGAGAAUGGAAGCCAAAGAAUGAUAGAGCAGGUACAUUUGCGGUAAAUUCAUUCCGCCGAGUUUCACUUAUUCCUCCAACUACAAAGUUUGCCCAUAUUGAACCACUUCCAGAUUGUAAAGAUCCAACUAUACCAUUACCUCCACAACGAGAUAUGGUAUCUACUAUGCAUCGACUUGUGGUAUUGCUCGCACGUCAUUUAUAUCUUUUUAUUCUUAACAGAGGUGGAGCUGUGGACCAAAAGGCUAUUCGAGGUAUUAUUCACUUUCAUUCUCAUCCAUUGACAGAUCAACUCAUUUCUAAUUAUAUAGAUAUGGAACAACUUUUACGAACUGUUUAUGAUACUCUUCAUCUUAUUCUGGACCCUAACACAAAACCGUGGGAUUCCACCACUUUAUCUUUACUUAUAACUAAAUGUCUUUUACUCCGUCCUGAAGUGGCUACAUAUUUUCCAACCCUUCUUUGGGAUUCAUUCCAUGCUGUUGUUGCAGCUAGUCAUCAAUGUGGUAUGGAAUACCGUCAUCAUCUUUUAAAGAAUGUCAUUAUUUUUAUUGAGAAACACCAUGAAGGAUUUAACCGUAUUUACACUCAACUUCUUUCCGUAUUACUAACAUGGGUUGACCGAAGUGUAUCUAAUUUUUUGAAUUCUUCUGAAAUUCGUAAAGAUGUGGCUGCUGGUGUAGAACUUGUUAUGAGUCUUGGGGUACCUUUUAUGGGAAAUGCCAUUCAUCAUAUCCCCUUAGCUCCACUACAGUGCUUAAUAGAUAUGGCAGAUUCUCUUAGAGAAGGUGUGGCACUUCCAAUAGUGGUUGAUCUUUCAGAAGAUCCAACUACAACAGCAAAUGUUCCACCCGUUGAGACUUUAUGUGUAUUUGGAGAAUUUGUAGAUGGAGUACUAAAGGUUGGAAAAAUUAUGAGUUCAUGUGCAGCGGCUUCAAGAGGAAAAUUUUAUUAUGAAGUUACACUUCCUGAUAGACUUUCUGCUCCAUUUGUUGUGGGAUGGGGAACGGAAGAACAUACAGAAGUUCCUAGUCAACAUGUUGGAAGUGAUGCUUGCAGUUUUGCAUUUACAGGAAAUGAACUUUCUUCAAAAAGUACAAAAGAAGAAUAUAAACCAGGACAAGAAGUAUCUCCAGGAUCUGUUAUUGGUUGUUUACUUAAUAUGAAUGAAAAAUUAGUAGCAUGGUCAGUAAAUGGUGUGUAUGGACCUUUUAUACCAAUUCCGAUUGAUUAUGGAGAUCAUGGUUUAUAUGCAUUUACCUCAACAGGUUCUUGUAAUGGUAUGAGAGUUUCAUUAGAUGCAUCUCAGUUUGAAUAUGUUCCUGAUGGUUACUCUGAUUUGUCUGGUCGUCAUACACGUGUUCAAAUUCCUUUGGUAAAUGAUAUGACAAAGAGAAGUAAAUUACCAAUUCGUCCUAUAUCAUUUUUUGAACAAUUGGCUUCUUAUAUAUCUGAUGUGGAAGAAGCCUCAUCUUCAAAGCAAAAUGGAAAUAAUUCAUCAUUUUCUGCUCCUUCUUCUUCUGGAGUAGAAGUACCUGAAAUGGCAUUUUUGCUACGAUAUCCAUCGGUUGCACAACUGAACUAUGAUGAAAGAAGAGAUUAUACAAAAGUUAUUCGAGUUGCAGAAAGUUGUAUGGCGACAGCAAGACGAUUUAUUGAUUUGGAUAGUGAAAUUGUUGAUGGACGAUUAUCAACGGCCUUUUUACUAAUGAAGCAUAUUGUGCGUCGUUCUUUUGGUAAAAACUUACUUGUGAGUAUCCCACUUGUUGAGAAGAAUAAUAAUCCGCCUAGUAUCACUGUUCGAAUAACAGAAUUAUACUCAACUCUUCCACGUACACCUGAAGUAGCUCUUCAGCACUCUAUUCUGUCACAAAUAUAUAAACAAAUUGGAUCUUUUACAAAUAAACAGCUUAGACAGAGUCCAUUAUUUAAAGUACAUUUAUAUAUAUCAGGUACUGGACAUGCACCGCAAGAUCUUGGAGGUCCAUACAGACAAUUGUGGACUUUUCUUAGCGAGGAAAUUAUGACCCAUCCUGAUAAGUGUUAUCCUCAUACGGAUUAUCAUCGUAAUCCACUUUGUCGUUAUUUAAAUAAUUCACAACGAGUGGCAUUAGUUCCUGAUAGUUCAGCAAACUCUGCGUACGAUCUUGUUUUGUUAAAUUUUCUUGGAAAAAUUAUGGGUCACGUUGCGGCAGCUAAAACUCCUCUUGCCCUUGAUUUUUCACCUUUUGUGUGGAAAUAUUUGGUGGAGGAUAUACUUACUGUGAAGGAUUAUUACAAAUAUGUUGAUAGCGUUGUGGAAAAGAGUAUGGAUGACGCCGAUUUCUUAACUAGUGGAAUGGCUGAGGAAAUUAUUCCAAACCUUACGGAGAAAUUAUCAACUUUACCUCAUAAUGAAACAAGUGAAGAAGUGAUGGUGCGUAACUACCGUCAACUUGCAGAGGAUUGUCUUGUGCAUUCAAUGGAUUUACAGUUGAAUGCCAUUCGUGAGGGAAUGUGGUGUGUUUUACCCAAACGUGUGGUUCGUUGUCUCUCCUGGCGAGAGUUGGAGCGAAUGGUGUGUGGAGACUCCAAUCUAACACCUGAGAUCAUGCGGCAGUGUAUUGAGGUGCAGUUGCAGGGCCCGAGAGAACAGGCGUUCUGGCGCAUUAUUGAUGAAUUGAGCCUUGAGCAGCGUUCUUCCUUUUUGUGUUUUGCGUGCGGACAGAAACGACUUCCGCUUAUACGCAAAGUUAAAGUAACCGAAAAUGCAGAGAGCACAGAUCACCUGCCCAGAGCACAGUCUUGCUCAUCACUGGUGACUGUCCCUCCAUAUGAUACGUAUGAGCUUUUUAAAGAAAAAUUGUUAAUUGCCAUUUCCCACGAAAUGGAAAUGGAAUUGGCGUGA